Prunus dulcis (almond) is the source of this 2087-nucleotide messenger RNA. RefSeq names its product agamous-like MADS-box protein MADS1. Gene Ontology annotation, molecular function: DNA-binding transcription factor activity. Gene Ontology annotation, biological process: regulation of DNA-templated transcription. Gene Ontology annotation, cellular component: nucleus. The record is from RefSeq and is a predicted model, not a curated record. NCBI's taxonomy places the organism in Eukaryota, Viridiplantae, Streptophyta, Magnoliopsida, Rosales, Rosaceae. The transcript is spliced from 7 exons. Bases 1301 to 1858 code for a protein of 185 amino acids.
AAAAGUAGGACAUGAUCACAUACGGUUCAUUAUUAAUAUUGUUGAAAUAAGUUAUUCUUCAACGUUAUAUGUCAAAACUCCUUAAAAUUAUGCAAGAAAAAAAAAAAUUGUUUCCCAUAGUUUAAGUUGAAAAUCCUUGAUGGUACAGCUCUAAGCUUGCUUUAUCCAAAGCAGCAGAGAAAGUUUCAACUAAAAUGGAAACUAUUAUAUAUAUAUGGUGGUUUUCGCCGUAUGUAUGGUGCUUUUGUUAUGCUCUCCAAUGGUGCUUUUGUCUCUGACUGUAUGUGUCUCUGGGUGGAUGUGUGUGUGUUUUUGGAGCUUUGAUUAUUUUGCUGAAUUCUGAGACUUUGUCUUUUUAUUGACUUCCAUAACAAAAGAUCAUUUUAGUUCAUAUUCAAUACUGUGUAUAGGGCAUCCAUAUCUACUGUUCUUGAUUAUUUGGAACAAUCUAUUUAGUAUAGUUAAUUUACUCUCAUAAAAAAGAAGAAAAUGUAUAGUUUACUUAUUCAUCGGAAUAUGUUACGAUCGGCUUCUAAUCUCUUCAUGAGCUCUAAGAGCUAACUAGUUAGGGCCAGGAUUUUGUGUGUGUGUGUGUAUGUAUGUACGUGUCUAGGCUAAGGUUUUAAUGGAAAGAAGACAACACAUAUUGGAAUCUCAAUUCUUUUAUGAGAUCCAAUAACAUCUAAAAUACAGAUGAGGAUGUUAAGAAUUUUACCUUCAUGAAAAGCAAUAAUCUUUGAUCUUCAAGAACCAAAGUCCACAAUUGCUCUCCACAUGACCAAGCCUCAGAAAUCCUUAAACCAAUAAAUUUGUUUUGGCUCCUAUGUUGCUUGAAAACAAGGAUGUGAUGAUGUUUCAUGGAGAAAAUAUGUAAAAGCUUCACGGAUUAUUGGGGUUUUUUGUUUUGUUUUGUUGUUAUACUGCAAAUUUGCAAUCAUGCAUGGUGAGACUAAUAAUUGCACAAAAGAGAGAAGAGAACAAGACAAUAAUAGGUUUUUGGUGUCUCUGGAUGUGUGCGGCAGCUCUCUUUGACUGAAAAUGAUGUGCUAUGGUUGGCCUCUAGGCGUUUAGCUUAUCCCUUUGUAGGGCAACAAUGCUUAGGUGCCACUAAUUUAUGCAUCUAAUUGCUACACAAUUGCAUAAUUCUGUACAAACAUGCUUGAACAAUUCUAACUUGAAGUUCAUUGGGAUUCUGUGGCAUUCCUUCUAUAUCUAGUUUGAACUCUCCUUCAUUUUAUUAAGGGUGCCUUUGAGGAUAAGCAAUUCCGUUGAAAAUCAUAAUGUUUUUUAACCAAACAAAAUGAUCGUAAGGUUUUACCUUGUUGUCUUUCUUCUUUCACUUUGCAGCGUUAGAGCAACGAUUGAUAGGUACAAAAAAGCAUGUACUGAUUCUACGAAUGGUGGAUCUGUUUCUGAAGCUAACACUCAGUUUUAUCAGCAGGAAUCAUCUAAAUUACGAAGACAGAUUCGCGAAAUCCAGAACUCAAACAGGCAUAUACUGGGUGAAGCUCUUAGCACUUUGAACAUCAAGGAACUCAAGAACCUAGAAGGAAGACUGGAGAAAGGGAUCAGCAGGAUAAGAUCCAAAAAGAACGAAAUGCUGUUUGCUGAAAUCGAAUUUAUGCAAAAGAGGGAGAUCGACCUGCAAAACCAUAACAAUUAUCUGAGAGCAAAGAUAGCUGAAAAUGAGAGGGCACAACAGCAGCAAACAAAUAUGAUUCAAGGAACUUCUUAUGAUCAGUCAAUGCCUUCACAGUCAUACGACAGGAACUUCCUCCCUGUAAUCUUGGAGGCGAAUAAUAAUAAUAAUAAUAACCAUUACUCUCGCCAUGACCAGACAGCUCUCCAACUUGUUUGAAAUGCCGGAAUGCCGUCUGAUGUUCCAUUCUAUCCUUUGAUCUGUUUUCCAUAAAUCUAUCAGAUAAUUGACUGUAAUUUGAUGUACAUGUUUGAGAACCAGCUUCUCAAUGUUCUCACCACUCAGUUCAAUCAGAAUUUUCUGCAUUAACUACCUAUCAUGUACCCAAACUCUAAGAUAAUUUAUUAAAUUGGGUAUACUAGUGAUUUGCCCUUGAAUUUGUGCUUAA